Leptidea sinapis is the source of this 2823-nucleotide messenger RNA. RefSeq lists its product as uncharacterized. Bases 1 to 2823 code for a protein of 940 amino acids. The transcript is spliced from 11 exons. Lineage: Eukaryota; Metazoa; Arthropoda; Insecta; Lepidoptera; Pieridae. The record is from RefSeq and is a predicted model, not a curated record.
AUGAAGGCGUCGGGCAAUGUGGCCAAAAUACCCCAAGAUCCUUUGACAGCAGAUUGUGGACAAUCUGUGGCCAAAAUAUCCCAAGAUCCGUUGAUAGCAGAUUGUGGACAAUCUAUGGCCAAAAUAUCCCAAGAUCUUUUGAUGGCAGAUUGUGGACAAUCUAUGGCCAAAACACCCCAAGAUCCUUUGAUAGCAAAUUGUGGACAAUCUAUGGGCAAAAUACCCCUAGAUCCUUUGAUAGCAGAUUGUGGACAAUCUGUGGCCAAAACACCCCAAGAUCCUUUGAUUGCAGAUUGUGGACAAUAUAGUGCCAAUGCGAUAGCAGAUUAUUGUGGACAAUCUGUGGCCAAAAUAUCCCAAGAUCCGUUGAUAGCAGAUUGUGGACAAUCUAUGGCCAAAAUAUCCCAAGAUCUUUUGAUGGCAGAUUGUGGACAAUCUAUGGCCAAAACACCCCAAGAUCCUUUGAUAGCAAAUUGUGGACAAUCUAUGGGCAAAAUACCCCUAGAUCCUUUGAUAGCAGAUUGUGGACAAUCUGUGGCCAAAACACCCCAAGAUCCUUUGAUUGCAGAUUGUGGACAAUAUAGUGCCAAUGCGAUAGCAGAUUAUUGUGGACAAUCUGUGGCCAAAAUAUCCCAAGAUCCGUUGAUAGCAGAUUGUGGACAAUCUAUGGCCAAAAUAUCCCAAGAUCUUUUGAUGGCAGAUUGUGGACAAUCUAUGGCCAAAACACCCCAAGAUCCUUUGAUAGCAAAUUGUGGACAAUCUAUGGGCAAAAUACCCCUAGAUCCUUUGAUAGCAGAUUGUGGACAAUCUGUGGCCAAAACACCCCAAGAUCCUUUGAUUGCAGAUUGUGGACAAUAUAGUGCCAAUGCGAUAGCAGAUUAUUGUGGACAAUCUGUGGCCAAAAUAUCCCAAGAUCCGUUGAUAGCAGAUUGUGGACAAUCUAUGGCCAAAAUAUCCCAAGAUCUUUUGAUGGCAGAUUGUGGACAAUCUAUGGCCAAAACACCCCAAGAUCCUUUGAUAGCAAAUUGUGGACAAUCUAUGGGCAAAAUACCCCUAGAUCCUUUGAUAGCAGAUUGUGGACAAUCUGUGGCCAAAACACCCCAAGAUCCUUUGAUUGCAGAUUGUGGACAAUAUAGUGCCAAUGCGAUAGCAGAUUAUUGUGGACAAUCUGUGGCCAAAAUAUCCCAAGAUCCGUUGAUAGCAGAUUGUGGACAAUCUAUGGCCAAAAUAUCCCAAGAUCUUUUGAUGGCAGAUUGUGGACAAUCUAUGGCCAAAACACCCCAAGAUCCUUUGAUAGCAAAUUGUGGACAAUCUAUGGGCAAAAUACCCCUAGAUCCUUUGAUAGCAGAUUGUGGACAAUCUGUGGCCAAAACACCCCAAGAUCCUUUGAUUGCAGAUUGUGGACAAUAUAGUGCCAAUGCGAUAGCAGAUUAUUGUGGACAAUCUGUGGCCAAAAUAUCCCAAGAUCCGUUGAUAGCAGAUUGUGGACAAUCUAUGGCCAAAAUAUCCCAAGAUCUUUUGAUGGCAGAUUGUGGACAAUCUAUGGCCAAAACACCCCAAGAUCCUUUGAUAGCAAAUUAUGGACAAUCUAUGGGCAAAAUACCCCUAGAUCCUUUGAUAGCAGAUUGUGGACAAUCUGUGGCCAAAACACCCCAAGAUCCUUUGAUUGCAGAUUGUGGACAAUAUAGUGCCGAUGCGAUAGCAGAUUAUUGUGGACAAUCUGUGGCCAAAAUAUCCCAAGAUCCGUUGAUAGCAGAUUGUGGACAAUCUAUGGCCAAAAUAUCCCAAGAUCUUUUGAUGGCAGAUUGUGGACAAUCUAUGGCCAAAACACCCCAAGAUCCUUUGAUAGCAAAUUGUGGACAAUCUAUGGGCAAAAUACCCCUAGAUCCUUUGAUAGCAGAUUGUGGACAAUCUGUGGCCAAAACACCCCAAGAUCCUUUGAUUGCAGAUUGUGGACAAUAUAGUGCCAAUGCGAUAGCAGAUUAUUGUGGACAAUCUGUGGCCAAAAUAUCCCAAGAUCCGUUGAUAGCAGAUUGUGGACAAUCUAUGGCCAAAAUAUCCCAAGAUCUUUUGAUGGCAGAUUGUGGACAAUCUAUGGCCAAAACACCCCAAGAUCCUUUGAUAGCAAAUUGUGGACAAUCUAUGGGCAAAAUACCCCUAGAUCCUUUGAUAGCAGAUUGUGGACAAUCUGUGGCCAAAACACCCCAAGAUCCUUUGAUUGCAGAUUGUGGACAAUAUAGUGCCAAUGCGAUAGCAGAUUAUUGUGGACAAUCUGUGGCCAAAAUAUCCCAAGAUCCGUUGAUAGCAGAUUGUGGACAAUCUAUGGCCAAAAUAUCCCAAGAUCUUUUGAUGGCAGAUUGUGGACAAUCUAUGGCCAAAACACCCCAAGAUCCUUUGAUAGCAAAUUGUGGACAAUCUAUGGGCAAAAUACCCCUAGAUCCUUUGAUAGCAGAUUGUGGACAAUCUGUGGCCAAAACACCCCAAGAUCCUUUGAUUGCAGAUUGUGGACAAUAUAGUGCCAAUGCGAUAGCAGAUUAUUGUGGACAAUCUGUGGCCAAAAUAUCCCAAGAUCCGUUGAUAGCAGAUUGUGGACAAUCUAUGGCCAAAAUAUCCCAAGAUCUUUUGAUGGCAGAUUGUGGACAAUCUAUGGCCAAAACACCCCAAGAUCCUUUGAUAGCAAAUUGUGGACAAUCUAUGGGCAAAAUACCCCUAGAUCCUUUGAUAGCAGAUUGUGGACAAUCUGUGGCCAAAACACCCCAAGAUCCUUUGAUUGCAGAUUGUGGACAAUAUAGUGCCAAUGCGAUAGCAGAUUGUAAUGUAUAG